GUAACUUGGAGUCUUGUACUCAAGGAAAAAUAGUUCAAAAAACUGAAAUGCAGCUUUGCUUCUUCAAUUAUUUAAAGCAUACAAAAUGGAACUAUUUUCUAGGGAUCUGAACUAGAUUAAAAGAAAUUAUACAAAAAGGCAAAGAAAAAACUACGAGUGAGUAUAAUUAAAUCGAUAGAUACCAGCAGCAAUCAUUACAGAAAACUAUGGCAAACAAGCUUGCCUAGUUAUAUUGAAUAAAUGACACAACAUCAUCAAUCAUCAAUAAUUAAACUAUCUCUUUACCCCCUCUCUCAAAGUACAAAUGACCAGUGGAAAGCACAUCGAACACUCGGGACGAAAUCAUUGCUCACAAGAACAUACAAGACGACAACGUUGGAAGACACAACACGCAUGAAAGUAACACAAACACUCUCCAAAUUAAUGAUAACACCGUAAUUUCGAAGACCAGUGAACCGCUCAGCUUCGAGGGAAGACCCCUUUUGACGAUCUCUUUCCUAUUCACACUUGAAGCCAGGAGGGAUUGACUUGCCACACGCGCUGACGAUGGCACUCAAUGCAAUUGGGAUGUUCAAGUUGAUUCCAAGCACGUUGGCCUUGAUGGCGGUGCAUAGGCAGAGGGCCACGUCCAAAUCGGCCAAGCCCUCGAGCAACGCGCAGCACGGGCUGGACGGCGGGGUCCCGACGACGACGCUCACCACUCCCCCGAGGAGGUCCACGCACGCUCCGAGCUUCAGCGUGUCCCUCGGGCAUGCGGCGGGGGGCGGGGACGGGGACGGGAGCGUGCACGUGUGGCAAGCAUUGGAGACGGUGGCGAGGAGGAGGAGGGAGAGAAUGAAAAUGGGGGUGGAACGAGCCAUCGGGACGAAGAAAGGAGAAGUUUUUCUAGGGCUGUUUCUGGAGCAAAUGCGUGUCCUCUCUUUUCUUUGGGUUUUGGGUUAAGUGUGAGGUUGAAGGAAGGAGGGUGCUGAGUGAUUUAAAGGGGAUUUGUGAGGUGGAUGUGUUGUGGAAGGAGGGAG
This is a messenger RNA of Eucalyptus grandis, 1019 nucleotides long. RefSeq lists its product as uncharacterized. Lineage: Eukaryota; Viridiplantae; Streptophyta; Magnoliopsida; Myrtales; Myrtaceae. The record is from RefSeq and is a predicted model, not a curated record. The coding region runs from base 547 to 942 and encodes 131 amino acids. The transcript has a single exon.